CCUGCGGAAGGCGCCCCGAGCGCGGCCGCCCGCGCCCCGCCUGCCGGGAGCGCCCGAUCCCGCGUGUCCCGCUCCCGCAUUCCCCGCUCCCGCAUUCCCCGCAACCCCUGCGGAAGGGAUGGCGGGGGCGAGCGCGGCCCUGCUUGCGGGGCUGCUGGGGAGGCUGGCGCUGGUGCUGUACGGCCUGCACCAGGACCGCACCAUGCGGGUGCGCUACACCGACGUCGACUACCGGGUGUUCACGGACGCGGCGCGGCUGGUGACCGAGGGGCGCUCGCCCUACCGGCGGGCCACCUACCGCUACACGCCGCUGCUGGCCUGGCUGCUCACGCCCAACGUGUUCCUCGCCGAGGCCUUCGGGAAGCUGCUCUUCGUGGCCGGGGACCUGGCGGCUGCUGGCGUCGCUUACCGGGCCCUGCGGAGCCGGGGGGUCGCCGCCGGCCGCGCCUGUGGGUGCUGCGCCGCCGCCUGGCUCCUCAACCCGCUGCCCAUGGCCGUGUCCAGCCGGGGCAACGCGGAGGCGCUGGUGGCGCUGCUGGUGCUCGCCACCCUGUACUGGGUGGAGGCGGGCAGCGUGGGCAAGGCCGCCGUGUGCUACGGGCUGGCCGUGCACAUGAAAAUCUAUCCCCUGACCUACGCGCUGCCCAUAGCGCUCCGCCUGCGCGCCCGGCCGGGCCGCGGGGAACGGGCGCUGCGUGCGCGGGGUGACAAAGCGGCAAAGGUCGCGUUCAUGGCGCGCCUCUGGCACCUUUUUCUAAAGAUGCUGAACCGCGACGUGCUACUCUUUGGAACAGUUGCCGGAUCAGUGCUGGCUGCCUUGACUGUGGCAUUUUAUCACCUCUAUGGCUGGGAGUUUUUGGAGCACGCCUACCUCUAUCACCUGACUAGGAGAGACAUCCGUCAUAACUUCUCUCCCUAUUUCUACAUGUUGUACUUGACUGCAGAGAGCAAAUGGAGUUUUGCCCUUGGGCUCGCAGCUUUCCUGCCCCAGCUGCUUUUGCUCCUGGUUGUUUCCAUAGCGUUCUACAGAGACCUUGCCUUCAGUUGUUUCCUACACACCGCUAUUUUUGUGACUUUUAACAAAGUAUGCACAUCCCAGUACUUUGUCUGGUAUCUCUGCCUUUUGCCCAUUGUAAUGCCUAGUAUUAAGAUGUCCUGGCAUAGGGGUGUGCUGCUUCUCUUUCUGUGGUUCAUCGGACAAGGCCUGUGGCUUACUCCUGCAUUCUUUCUGGAGUUCAAAGGAUAUAACACUUAUUUAUUUAUAUGGUUAGCAGGCUUGCUUUUCCUUUUAAUUAAUAGCUUCAUAAUUGUUCAGAUUAUUACACAUUAUCAAAAAGAAGCACAAGUUGCAAAAAAACUGAAGCAACGGUAAUGAACAGUCCAAAAUCGAGAAACAGCCCUACUGUCUUUGGUAAUGUGGUAGCAUAUCACCAGCACUUACAAAAAUGAAUGUAAGUUGUACUAAAGCACACUGUGUGUAGAUGUUACUGUUUCAGGGCCAUGAGAGCACUGACUGGCCUCAGUUACCCUGAGCAGCCCCAGUCCUGCCCUGAGCAGUGUCAGCAGGUGUACCUCUCUUUCAAGUGCGGGUCUUGAACCUGCAUUGCAACCCUCUCUGCAGCACUGCCUGUCCUCCCGCUCCUGACUAGAAUCCCUGGAAGUAUCCUGGACCAGUUCACCACUUAACCACCUUUGGGGCUCUGGUGAAUGGGCUCUGCCCAUCUGCACUGAUUGUCACCUGCUGCCUCCAGAGACAGUGGGGCUGUGCCCUGCUCUUUGACCCGUGUGCUGGGGCCACUCUCAAUUUUUGCUCAUACUCCCUUAUGGAGUAGCCCUGGCACCUUUUUUCUUAUUCUCAGUGUUAGCCUGUUGAGGACCUUGGCCUUUAUUUAGAAUAACACAGAAGAACACACAGGUGGAAUUUGGUUAUAAAAUUGGAGUUUGACAGUUUUGUACAUUCCAGUAGGUCAGUGGGGUGCUUGGCAAGGCAAUCGCUCAACAUUUACAGUGGGGUUUAUUUUUAAUUUUGUUUCCACAGUAACAUUUUAGCUAUGCACUGUUUUAGGCUUGUACCUGGUCUUUAUGUCAUUAACUCUUUGAGGCUUUUAAUUUAUUUUGGAAUUCAAAUAUGCUACUCUCACUUAUUUUUUCAUAUUCUGUUCUAUUUGAAUUUUUGAAUAGAUUUAUUUCCUUUGCCAUGGAGGAAGAUUUUCCCAUAUACCUGUCUUGGAUCACAGAGAUGUAUAAAGCUUAUAUAUUUGUUUCUUCCUGCCAGGUUCCAGAAAAAAGGCCACUGCCUUAAAUUUCAGUUAAUAUAUGGUUAUUGUGGGUGUUAAAAGUAGCAAAUACAGAAUUAAAGUAAACUUAGAAUGGCACCUCUGUCCCAAAAUCACUUGAGUUCGUACCAAAACAGUAACUGGUAAUGUUGUUUCUCAGUGAUUCUGUUUCUCUGCUAUUAUAAAUAAAUGAAAAAAUAAAAGGAGUUGAGGAAAUGGAGCAGUUGCCAGAAGAAAAGGGAAGUUUUGAAAUAGGAAGCUCUACAACUUACCAAACACAUUUAUUUCCAUAGGAGAGACAGGAAGAAUUGGAAUUGAGUGACAGGUAAUAGUGAUAGGAGAGCAGAGCCAUUUUGGAAUGGCUCUAGAACAUUCCAUAAGAGGUCUGAUAUACCAGCUUUUGACAGAGGUUGAAACUGACAAUGUAUUUUAAUAAAAUCUAGUUUAAAUAGGCAUAUACCAAAUAGAAGAAUUUUCAUAUUUGCCUCACCAUUUAGUUACAGCCAAUGUGAUAUUGAAACCCCUGCCAUGCUGCCUCUGAACCCUGGUGGUCUCCUGAGGCAGCUUUCAGCUACCUCAUUUACAGGAUUUUCUUUCUUGGUUGUAGUGCUAUCUUGUGAAAUGGAAUUACAGUAUUUUAAUCUGCGAAUUUUUUCCAUUGCUUCUCAGCCCCAUUGAGGUGGUUACAUGAAAGGAGAGGAAACCCCUGAGCCCCCACAGCCCAGAGCCAAAGGGCAUGUUAUCAGGAAGAGUGACCAUGUCCUUAUACCACUCUGGCCCAAUUUAGACAUUCUGAUGUGUUAGAAGGAAGAUUUUCCUGUAAUUUCCAUGGUCAGAAUAUUGAGGGGUGUUUCUGCUCCCCCACUGCAAAGCUUUUUUCUGCUUUCUCACCUGCCUUCAAGCUGUGAAAAUCCCGGCAGCCUCUUUGUAAAUCCAGAAAUUGGAUAAGGCAAUGGAUAUUCUUUUGACUUUCUUGGAUUUUUGGGGCAGACAUGGCACUGAUUUCCUUCUUUGUCUGGGAUGAAGUUCUAUAGCACCAGCCUGUCUACAUCUUCCACUGGAGAUGUAUCAGUCAAACAUAAGUAUAAGCCACUUGCACACAGUUUUAUAUUAAUCAGCAAGUCAUUUUGUGUGUGCUGCAAGUGUGUGAAGCAAAAUCAUCCCAUGUGGCUUUAUUCUCCAAGGCAGAGUUGGAUAUACCCAGCUUCAGCAGGAGACUGAAGAGGCUCUUCUGUGCAAUACUUCUGCUCACCCCACCCUGAUGUCCAGGCAAUGGCUCAUUUUCCUUUUCAGCUGAUCUUCCAUUGUCUGUGAUACAUCUUUCUGUUGCAAAAAGCAUGUUGUCUUCCCCCAGAGCAAUGUUCUGUAUUGCUUUAACAGAGCUACUUAUGCUGUUUGCAGACAUUUCCACACCUUUUUUUCCCUUCCUGUUGGCAAAAAAAGCGAAUGCAGGUCAAAAGGCAUUUCUAACCUCAAAAACCUUAUACAAAAAACAGCAUUUUAAAUUCCUGUAUUCAUGACAGAAUUGUAAUUUUUUUAGGUAAGAAGUAAUUUCCUUAUGAAAAAUACAUUGUUGACUUGUUGAUAGCUACAUAAUUUUGAGAAGGCAAAUUUUUCAGCAAUUCUACAUCAUUUUUCAGAAUAUGAAUUCUGAAGCAGCAACAGGAGCUGAAGGGUGCCUUCCUUUGCAGGUCAGUACCAGUCCUGCAGUGAUGAUUUGAGAAAGCCAUGCAUAAACAAGUUAUAAAAGGGCUUUUUAAAAAACCUAGAUUUACAGUCAUCGUUUUAAUAAUCCAGGAUGAGUCCCUCUUUUUGCAGUUGUUUUCCAAAUCACCGAAAUGUGUUUGUGAUUCAGAAGUAAUUCCAGUGACUCAUAAAAAGUUGGAUAAGAGAAAUAAACUGAAGGAGGCAAACAAAAAGACAUGUGAGAGUUUAGGUCUUGCAAAUUGCUUUAAAGAAACGAUUCCAUAGUUUAAUGGAAUUGAAUUACUUUAUUCAUUAAAAAAAAACCAGGGUUAAAAGAAUUUAAUGGAGUACCAAAUAUGUUACUCUUCUUGGACAAGUUAUGGUGAAUAGUUAUAAUGCCCUUAAAAUUUACCAAAUUAAUUUCCUAUUGAACAUUUAUUGCUUUUGAUGCUGUUCAGAUUAUUUUGCUUGAUAACCUUGUGUCCAUUUAUACUCUGAUAAGUAGGAACUGAAGUUUCUGAAUGUUAAUAUUCCUUCCUUACCAUGGGUUGCAAAACUGUAAUGCCAAUUUGCUUUUAAAAGGGUGAAAUAUCCAUUGAAGUGUGUCUCAUCUGCAGAUUUUUUUUCACAUUGCACUAAAAGCAGCCCUUAAGGACAAAGUACAAGAGGUGAAAGAGGGAAAAGAAGAAUCAAGAAAAGUCUUGAUUCUUUGUCUUGAUUUUUUACACUGUAGUCUAUUGUCCAAAGAUUCAUUACAGGAUUCUCAGGUGACUUCAGGCAAAGCUCAGCAUUUAACAAUGAUUCAAUUCAAAGUUUAUAAAUGCAAUUAUUAAAAAAGCAGGGUAAGCAAAAAUAUAAUAAUAGCUAUUUCAUUCAAUUUUAGUGUGAGAAUGCUGAAUUACCAUCUAUGACACAGUGUGCUUACUUGGUCCUUAUUAAGUAUCUUUUUUGUGUGUGUGUUACUUUCAUUGUAUUGACUCCUGUAGUAGUAAAGAAGACAAUUAGGUGUGCUAAACUGAGCUCAUCAGUUACCUGUUUCAAAUAAACCAUGAGACUUUUACAUUUAACAGCAAGGGGAAACUCCAACAUUUUUCAUAACAAUGUAUAGAGAAAGUAAAUGUUAAGAGAGUAAAUUAUGAGCAAAUUGAUUGCUUUUUUUAUCUGAGAAGAAUGAGUCAUUUGCUUCAAAAGGGCUGCAGAAAUACAUAGUGAACACAGGGAACCUCAAAAUACAUGAGGUAUUCAUCGUAUGUUUGCCAAAGACAGCUGCAGAAUGCAUGUCCCAGUGAUAGCAGCUUUAAGGAAUAGGAUUACCCUGAAUUUAGGACAAACCCUUUACUCAGACUGAAACCCAACCACUCAAGCAAUUUUCAUGCUUAAGAGCAUAUUUAUGUGCGCUAUACUUAUAAGCCCAAACAUUUAUCUGCAUGUACAAGAAUCAAAAAGAAAAGUCCCAGUCAAUACACCUUUGAAUAACAUUUUUCAGAGCAACUCUCUGUAAAGCAGGUUCCUUAAAUAUUUCUUAUAUUUAGCACUCAGAAUCUCUAGUGUCUCUAAAAAUUAAUUACAUGAAUUUUGAUGCAUAUGGAAAAUAAAAUCAUGUGCUGCAGGGAUCUUGAGAUGUAAUAGACACAAUAAAGAACCGACUAAUUAUGUGUUUGAAGGUGUUCAUUCCACUGGUGUCCUGAUAUUCUUCAUUAUAAAAAUCUGCACUACACAUUUGUGUAGGAGACUUGUUUCAGUUUUUAUGUAUGAUGAAUGAGGUCAGAGAGCUACAUUUUAUAAUAGUGAAAGUAUCAGAAAGAUAAUUUCUUUUGAUGCAGUACCAUUGUUAUGAGGUUUAUUUUAAUUAUAUUUAUUUUUAUAGAAGACAUUUAUAAGACAUUAAUAAAUCGAUGCAAUAAGUUCAUGCAACUAUUGCAUGCAUUUUUUAUAGCUGGAAUAUCUAUUUUUCUUUAGUAUGGUGAAGAAGACCAAAAUUUGUCAUUUUUUAAUGGUGUAGGUUGAUAGUACUUUGAGCAGAAUUCCUCAUGACCCCUUUCUGGUACGUAUGGAGAGGGGUAGGGGCUUCUGCAGAAGAGGUCAUUUACUGCCUGCAGUCUUACUUAAUGUGUAGAUAAAGUUUUAGCUGCAGUCUCUCAUUAUUCUUAGAGCUUAACUUUCAGACAUUAAUGAUCUCUUCAGUUAAAACAUUUCAUAGAUUGCACAUAAAGAAAUUAUACAUAAGAGAUCCUCCCUAUUUUUCAAGGAAAUUGGUGGGGAAGCCAGCUGGAACAUCUGUGGAAGAAAUGUCGAAAAGAAAUGUCUGUAUGUGAUUAGCUACAAAAACAACUUCAGCCUUGGAAAUCAGCUGAAAUGCAGUCAAAUUGAGCAGUAAGCCCAUACUGUGAAAUUCCAUUAUUUAUAUGAAGGGUAUUAGAUCAAAAGUACUUUUCAUUUUACAGGAGGAAAAUGGGAUCUUCAUAGCAGUUGUCAGGGUGGAUGAAUAUAUCUUUCCUCCCUUCACAUUAUCCUAAGAGAGUCUAUAGGAUGGUAUAUGCUACAGUAGCACUUGUGGAGUUGUACAGGUGUGACUUGCAUAUGCUAUUAUUAGGCAAUAUUGUUGGUGUAGCAAGAGGUUAUUAGUAAGCAGUUAUUCAGAAAGUGCUUUUUGAAGGUUAACUCAAGUAAAAUCUGAUUCCUGCUUCACAAGUCAGCAGCUAUGUUAAUUGAGAUGGUACUGUUUUGACAGUAAUUUUCCAAGGAGAGCUGCACUCUGUGUCCCAUAUGCUUCCAGUCUGUGCAAAAGAGCAUUAAUCCAAAUCCCCUGGUGAUCUGACAGUCAACAUUUUUUUAAUCUAUCCCAUGUCCCUCCUACUGAUCCAAUAGAUUGAAUUAGCCAGGAAGCAGGCUUAGAAAACAAAGUGGAAAACAAAGUAGGAUUAGCCUCCCCUUAUCUUCCACCCCACAUAGUGUGAAUAUGUUGAAUAAUUAAGAUUACCUUUUGGAAGAACAAAGUCCCAUUUGAGCUAGGUGUUGGAGUACUCUGUUAAUAUGAAGUAUUUUACCCAAAUGCACCUGAGAAAAAAAUGACUGGUUUGGCUACAUGGACUUUUGUCAAAUGAUGAUAAAGCUACUGAUAAUUUAUGUCAGCUUCCAUAUUAGCACUAUGUUGUCAUAUCUUUCUGAGAUGUGUGUGUGUGCAAAACAUAGUAACUAAAAAUAACAAUGCUUGUAAAUUCGAGUUUCAAUCUUUCCUUACUCAAAGACUUUGGAGGACACAUACAGCCAUAUACUCACUAAAAGAGAAGAAAUGCUAUAUCAGAGAAAAUUAAUAAUUAAUUAAUUACUAAUUGUGUUGUUCCCACAGCUGACACCUUUGGGAGGAAAGUAGCACUUUUUUUUUUAUACACAGUCUGGAAAUUCACAUGAAUAACAAGUACUUCACCUUAAAACUGUCAGAUGUAUUUGAAAAUAGAUUUUAAUUACCAUUAGCACUUCCAAGUUUAGUGCUGGCAUCAUCCAGCUUGUUAAUUCCAGCAGUAUAGGAACUGAAGUCAUGACCAAUUUUCCUUCAUGCUCUAAUAAACUGGCUGAUUAAGUAUAAGAAAGUUUGUUGUUCAAAGUUAACCAAAUGUUUGUUCACUGGAAAGAAAUACUGCCCUUUAUCUGACACACCAACAUUUACAUAUGCAGGAUGGAGCAAAGUGAUCAAGAAACAAGGGCAAAAAGUGAGGCCCCAGAAACCUUGCCUGUUGUCUUGCCUCUACCACUAAUUUGUCAUUAGGAAGUGAUUGUAGCUUGAUGAGCUGUUUGCCUUAGCCAGUUGUGAUGGCUUCAAAAAUUUAAUUGACACCUUAUUUGAGCCACAAUGUCUCCUAAUCUAUUUCUGUAACACACUGCUAUAAGUGAUUGCAGUCUUGUUUGAAACAAUUAUGAGUCUGACUGGCAAUAAACUGUAAACACUUAACUAAA
This is a messenger RNA of Taeniopygia guttata (zebra finch), 7916 nucleotides long. It is a transcript of the gene PIGM, whose product is annotated as phosphatidylinositol glycan anchor biosynthesis class M. Gene Ontology annotation, cellular component: glycosylphosphatidylinositol-mannosyltransferase I complex; membrane. Gene Ontology annotation, biological process: GPI anchor biosynthetic process. The record is from RefSeq and is a predicted model, not a curated record. NCBI's taxonomy places the organism in Eukaryota, Metazoa, Chordata, Aves, Passeriformes, Estrildidae. Gene Ontology annotation, molecular function: GPI mannosyltransferase activity; alpha-1,4-mannosyltransferase activity.